CGUUGUCAUACUUUCAUCGACUGUUGCUGCUGCUUGUUUUCUUCUGCGUCGACGGAGGGCGUGCCGAGCCAGGUUGCUUGCUAACUCACUACAGCCGAAUCCAAGACUAUCCACCAACCAACUCGUCAUCGUCACCAGGGGUGCGGAGACCGGGACGGCAUUAACCGGGCGUGGACGUACCGAUCUUACACAAGAACCUCAGAAACGAGCGUUACAACACGGGACUCGCUGGUAGAGGCGCAUAUACGAAGCUUAGGGGUGCGAGGCGUCCCGGUGCUGGAGUAGGGCUCGGCUGCAGGAGGUCGUUCGCCACAAAGGCUCGUCACGUCUCGAUUACACUGUUGACGCCCGCAUCUAUCUACAAGAAUCAAGUCGAGAACACAAUAUAGAGAAGCGUUAACGACCUACCGGCCUCGCGCCGCGUUUCCCCACCUCUCAUCUCAUCGUCGGUAGUGGUUCUCGCCAGAAUAUCCUAUAUAAUCCGAUACCCUUGACCGCUCCACGAGCUCAAAAAUCCAUUCGGAAAAUGGCGAAGAAGAAAAAGUCAGCUCUCAAACCCGUCGCACGCGGGUUCGCGACAACUAGCGUCCUGAAGAAGGUCGUUCCUAUCGAAGAGCCCGAGUCUGAACCCGAUGCACUCGCAGACGUGGCUGAUAAGUCAACCUCGAGCGCUAUCGGUGGAGUAAACGGCGUGACGGUGGUACCGGUCGUCGAAGAGUUCGAUCCUGCUAAGGCAGAAGAGCAGUCGCUCCAGAACUUGGUGGAUAAGCUCCAGGAAAAGACGGAGCGCGAAGUUAUGAGGGCACUAAAGGGAAUCGAGUUCGAUCGACGUAUGGCACGCUCUCUUCCUACAAUAUCUGCUCUCUCUGGAGUAGGGGGCGAAGCGGGGUGGGUACAGCGUGUUUUCCGUCUGUUGGAAGAACACCCUCCUGCUCAGCCACGUCCCCAAGGUCUUGCGGCAGAGACUGAGGAGAAAGUGCUCGCAAAGAUGGGGAUUACAUAUGGAACGUUGAGAAGAUUGGGGUUUUCAGAGGAGCGCACUCUGGAGUGCAUGAAGGAGAUCGCUGGAGUCGAUCUAGAUGAGGCGCUGGACUGGCUUUGGUUGCAUUGCGAUGAGGAAGAGCUGAGCUUCGAUACCUCGCAGGAUGAUACCAAAUCAUCAGCUUCGCAAACCCCUACUACAGCUGCCUCCCGGUUCAAACGAGCUCAGAUGCCACAGACGCCGACUACAAACAAGUCCCUGGCAUCGUCCUCGACCACCGAUGUUAGCGUACUUCUCUCGUCUUCGACGGCAAACAGCACUGUUCCCUCCUCUACUGCGUCCCCACGCAUGCAGACGCAGGAACCUACACCUGCGUCCUUAUCGCCUGACAGUAGUGGGGACGAGCGUGCGGAUAUUAAAUCGCGGAUCCUCGCAGCUUAUACCUUGGGCACAGAUGCGACAUCAGACCUAGACCACGAUCCACACGUAGAAUACGCGAAGAUCAAGCUGGCUAUGCGCGAACUCAACGAGGUGCGAAAGCAGGAUGGCCGCGUGGGACGCCAUGGUCCCCAUGGCGAUUUGAUGGAAGAGCUGCGCGGUCGGCUUGAAAAGGUUAGGGAGCACUAUUUCUUCCGCGAGUCGGAAGGCGAAGCCCUUUACCGUGAAGAAAAGGAAAAAGCCGACGCGCGGGCCCUGGAGGCUAGCUUGAAAGGGCUGGCAAUCGACUCCGAUCUCAGUCUUGUACUUUCACCGACGCCGGAUAAGGGAGCAAAGAAACCUGCCACGAAGGCUAUGGUCGAGCCUGGGAAACCGAGAACGAGCAAGAGUCCUGCCCAGACCCCUGCUGAGCUCAAGGAUUCUGGCUCAGAGAGCGAGGAAGGAGGGAUGUUUGGCACGAUGUUAGACGAAAUGCCGACCGAAGAGAUCACGAAGACCGGGACUGUUGUUCGAAUUCGCGACAUGGCCUUGCCCAAGCAGGGUGGUGCUCGAGCUCCAAAACAGUUGCUCGUUGACGCAGUACAAAAGCAACCACACGGCCGACAUGCAGCUAUAUUCUACUAUCGCGUCGGAGGCGCGAGUCGCGCGUGCCGUGCCGGUGUCAGGAUCCUGUGGGUCGGAGGCUCCGAGCAAGUAUGGGAAAUGGACGAUGAGGGAUGUUACGAUCAGACACAGGCCGAAAAUUUUAUUGCGACUGUCGCCUUGCAUGGGCUUGCGUACAUCCCUCUUGCUGGGUUCGGCGCGUCGAACACCAUCCCGAGCGUGCAAUCAUCCUUCCGUCUCUUACCUGCUACUUUCAGAGACUUAUGGGAUGAGCUAGAAACGAAACGUAAAGACGCUGAGGAUACUGCCAAUCGUCGUACUUGGGCUAUGUUGAGGGAGAUCGCAGAGUCGAAGAUGGAUGUAUGGGCGGCGAGAACAACGAACAAGAUUACCAAGGAGGUCAUUGCCCCGACGGAUGAGCUGCUGAGCCACAGGUUCCCGAUGGGUAACGAGCUCAAUCCGCUCCAACUACAGGCUGGAUUCUUCGCUAGACAAAUGGGCCCAGCUUAUCAGGAGAUGCUCAUAUACCGGAAUAUGUUGCCCAUUGCGCCAUACCGCACUGUCAUUACUGAAACCCUCGAGCAAGCUGGCAUACUUGUUCUUAGUGGUGAGACCGGAUGCGGGAAAUCAACUCAAGUUCCCUCUUUUAUCCUAGAAGAACAUCUUGCCGCUGGAAAACACUGCAAGAUCCUCGUGACUGAGCCACGACGUAUCUCCGCGAUAUCUCUGGCCCAGCGCGUCUCUAAUGAGCUGGGGGAUCCUCCUGGCACAUUGGGGACUCUUGCAUCCCUGGUGGGAUAUUCUAUUCGACUUGAAAGUAAUACUACAAAGAACACUCGUUUGACCUUUGCUACUAAUGGAAUUGCACUCCGCAUGCUCGAAGGUGGUAGUGGUCAUGGAGGCAGGGGAACCGCAUUCGAUGACAUUACUCAUAUCGUGGUCGAUGAAGUGCACGAACGCUCAAUUGAAUCGGACUUCCUGCUCAUUGUCAUCAAGUCCUUGCUCGAGCAGGGAAGAAAUAUCAAGGUCGUGCUCAUGUCCGCCACUCUCGAUGCCGAAAAGAUCUCUCAGUUUUUUGGUGGAUGCCCCAUGAUCAGCGUUCCUGGUCGAACUUUCCCUGUGGAGGUGGGCUUCUUGGAAGAUGCCGUUGAGCUUUCCGGCUGGUCUAUUAAGGAAGGAUCACCAUAUGCCAAGCGGGGUAAUGACAAAUAUGCUCGAUCUGGCAAACAGACCAAAUUUGAGUGGAAUGAAGACCAAAUGGUGGAUGAUGAUGACAGCGAUCUUGCUGCCGAGAACGGAACUGCAACACCUGCCAAGUUUGAGCCGCGUUACUCCUCCAGCACUGUGUCCACGAUCAAUUUACUCGACGAACGUAUGAUCCCGUAUGAUCUUAUCAUCCGCCUUCUGGAGCGCAUAUGCUUCGAAGAUGAUGCCUACUUGCCCUUUUCCAACGCCGUUCUUGUCUUUAUGUCUGGUUUGAACGAAAUAAGAAGGCUGAAUGACAUGCUGAACGAGCAUCCCUUGUUCAGUAUCGAGCAGGCUUUCCGUAUCCACCCACUCCACUCCUUGAUUUCCAGUGAGGGACAACUCGUCGUCUUCGACGUACCUUCACCAGGAGUCAGGAAGAUUGUUAUCUCCACCAAUAUUGCCGAAACCGGUAUUACAAUUCCUGACAUCACCUGCGUCAUUGAUAGUGGCCGACAUCGAGAGAUGCGCUUCGAUGAGAAGCGUCAAAUUUCCAAAUUAGUUGAGUGCCACAUCGCCAAGAGCAACGCAAAACAACGACGCGGGCGUGCUGGCCGAGUGCAAGCUGGUCUAUGUUUCCAUCUUUUCACCAAGCUUCGAUUCGAGACUCAGAUGGCCGAACAUCCUCUGCCGGAAAUGAUGCGUCUGAGCUUAUCUGACUUGGCCCUUAGGAUCAAGAUUCUCAAGGUUGACCUCGGUACGUCCAUCCAGGACGUGCUAUCUCGAGCAUUGGAUCCGCCCUCGCCUGUCAAUAUUCAGCGCGCUGUUUCUGCUCUAGUGGAAGUCAAAGCAUUGACGCCAUCUGAAGAUAUCACUCCAAUGGGUCGUCUUCUAUCCAAGUUGCCGACAGAUGUCCAUUUGGGUAAAUUCCUCCUCACUGCGGUCCUCUUCCGAUGCCUAGAUCCAGCUCUCACAAUUGCCGCUGGUCUGAAUCUGAAAUCGCCUUUCAUUACUCCUUUUGGUCAUGAGGCUGAGGCGGACAAGGCCAAGCUCAGCUUCAAAAUAGGCAACUCUGAUUUCCUCACCCUUCACAAUGUGUUCAGCAGUUGGCGAAAAGUGUGUAAUAAUCCGGGGGGAUCAGUACGAACGUUCUGCCGGAAGAACUACCUAAGCUACCCGAAUCUGCAACAGAUUGAGGAGCUACGGCAACAAUUCCUCAGCUAUUUAGUGGACUCCUCCUUCAUUCAAGUUGAUCAGGCGUAUGAAAGAGAGCUUAGCCGUGCUCGCUAUCAUCGAUCUGGAAAAGUGCGCUUUGUUGCCGUCCCAACCGUGUGUGAUGAGAACAGCAACAACUUUGAUAUCAUUCACGCUGCCCUUGCGGCUGGACUGUAUCCAAAGCUUUUGUCAAUUGAUCCGAACAAUGGCUCUCUUCGAACACUUGGCAACGGUGCACCUACGUCUAUCCACCCGACAAGCGUGAAUUUCCGCACGAAAUCCUACGAAUAUGGUACUAAUUAUCUUUCCUAUUUCACGCUCAUGCAAUCCAAAAAGCUGUACGCUUGGGAGACGGGUCCAGCCGACGAUGUGGCCCUCCUGUUAUUAUGUGGAGAGGCAGAGCACAAGUUCUCAUCCAAUACCAUUUAUCUGGAUAAGAAAAUCAAGUAUCGUUUGCCACCACGGGCAAACGUAGCGCUGUCGUAUUUACGCGAUCACGCUGCCGCCAUCAUCAGCCUGCGGAUGCGAGGCAAAGAGAUCAACGAGGAGCAGGAACAGUGGUGGGAGUUACUGCUAGAUGUCCUUGGCAAGAAGGAUAAGGUGAUUUGAUGGUAUGGACUGAAUGUCAUGCUUGCCUUUGUUGCACGUUCUUGUGCACCGCCCUCGUGGUGCCAUUCUGCAUUCAGCUAUUUUUAGUACAUCGCCUAUGGUAGAAAUUCAUGCAGCACAUUUGGAGGCUAG
Dacryopinax primogenitus is the source of this 5164-nucleotide messenger RNA. Its product is annotated as P-loop containing nucleoside triphosphate hydrolase protein. The record is from RefSeq and is a predicted model, not a curated record. Gene Ontology annotation, cellular component: intracellular anatomical structure. Gene Ontology annotation, molecular function: RNA binding; ATP binding. NCBI's taxonomy places the organism in Eukaryota, Fungi, Basidiomycota, Dacrymycetes, Dacrymycetales, Dacrymycetaceae. The transcript is spliced from 11 exons. The coding region runs from base 527 to 5032 and encodes 1501 amino acids.